Oryzias melastigma (Indian medaka) is the source of this 2702-nucleotide messenger RNA. RefSeq names its product retinal Mueller cells isomerohydrolase. The transcript is spliced from 14 exons. Gene Ontology annotation, biological process: zeaxanthin biosynthetic process; retinal metabolic process. Bases 776 to 2374 code for a protein of 532 amino acids. The record is from RefSeq and is a predicted model, not a curated record. Gene Ontology annotation, molecular function: beta-carotene 15,15'-dioxygenase activity; all-trans-retinyl-ester hydrolase, 11-cis retinol forming activity; retinol isomerase activity. NCBI's taxonomy places the organism in Eukaryota, Metazoa, Chordata, Actinopteri, Beloniformes, Adrianichthyidae.
CUUCAUUGACAAUCUUAAGAUAAACUCCCACGAUCUUGAUCUGAGGAAGUAAUUCAAAUCAAAUAAAUGGGUAGUUGUGUCUGCAUCUGCCAUAAUUAGCAUAUAAAUUAAGUUGCUCAUUUUGCAAAGCAAACUUAACUUUGUGGUGAAAGUGUUAUAACUGCUCUAAAUCUGCUUUCUGAGGUGCCUGUCUCAUCAGAAACCCGCACACACUGGAUGACAGAUCACCGUCCUUUCAGUCCUUUUGAAGAGCGACUUUUGUUCCGUUUCAUUUAUCAAAACUCCAGAUAACAGAAGUGGCACCCCCCCCCCCAAAGCCUCUCCAAGCUGCAGCUGAGUAAAAAUCGCAGAGGAUGUCUGGAACUAAUUAGACAGAAACAGUUUUUGCAACAACACUUACGCUGUUGGAAGGUGCUGCCUGAAUCCUAUUCUGGUGGGAGAGUUUGUGUUCACUGGAUGACAAGAGCCCUGUGUAGGUGACCUCAGAAGACUGUUAGGAUUUGAGGACUGAAAAGAGUCCCCAGACAAAGCAGGUUUGUUCAACUCUGGGUAAGGCUUGAGGAGGUCGGGUAGGGGGAGCUGAGGACAUGAAAGGAAAAGGAGAAGUGAGGAAGGAUGGAAAAGGGGAGGGAUUAUGGCAAAAAGGGGCAGGGAGCCUACAUUUCCAUUCCCUUCUGCAAGAAAAAAAAUUGUGGCUUAAAUCUAAGCCAAACUCUUCUGCAACCAACGUAUUUGACUGUGGGGACGACAAAAGCAAGAACAUUAAAAGAGCAACAUGGUCAGCCGUGUGGAGCAUCCUGCUGCAGGCUAUAAGAAGAUCUUUGAGACAGUGGAGGAGCUGGAUGAACCCAUUCCUGCUCAAAUAAGUGGCGCUAUCCCAUCAUGGCUGGGGGGCAGUCUCCUCAGAAUGGGUCCCGGUCUUUUUGAGGUGGGAGAUGAACCCUUCCACCACCUGUUUGAUGGACAGGCUCUCAUGCACAAGUUUGACCUGAGGAACGGUCAGGUGACGUACAACAGAAAAUUUAUUAGGACAGACUGUUACGUUCGUGCCAUGACAGAAAACCGAGUGGUUAUCACUGAAUUUGGCACCGUGGCUUAUCCAGACCCCUGCAAAAACAUUUUCUCCAGGUUCUUCUCGUACUUCAAAGGAAUUGAGGUGACUGAUAACUGUUUAGUUAACAUUUAUCCGAUUGGCGAAGACUUCUAUGCUGUCACUGAAACCAACUACAUCACAAAGGUGGAUCCUGAUUCUCUGGAGACUAUAAAACAGGUGGAUCUGUGUAAGUAUCUCUCAGUGAACGGUCUUACAGCUCACCCACACAUCGAAGCAGAUGGUACGGUCUACAAUAUCGGUAACUGCUUUGGCAAAAACAUGAGUCUGGCUUACAACAUCGUGAAGAUCCCCCCUACACAGAAAGAUAAAUCAGACCCCAUUGAGAAAUCCCAAAUUGUUGUUCAACUACCAAGCAGUGAGAGGUUGAAGCCCUCCUAUGUGCACAGUUUUGGCAUGACCAACAACUAUUUUGUAUUUGUGGAGCAACCUGUGAAGAUCAACCUGCUGAAGUUCCUGUCGGCCUGGAGCAUCAGAGGAACCACAUACAUGGACUGCUUUGAAACCUGCGAGAGCAUGGGGACAUGGUUCCACUUGAGCACUAAGAACCCAGGAGCUUAUAUGAGCAGCCACAAGUUCCGGACAUCUGCUUUCAACCUGUUCCAUCACAUCAACACCUAUGAGGACCAGGGCUUCAUCGUGGUGGACCUCUGCACGUGGAAAGGUCAUGAGUUUGUGUAUAACUACCUUUAUCUGGCCAACCUGAGGGAGGAGUGGGAGGAGGUGAAGAAAGCUGCAGCAAAAGCUCCCCAACCGGAGGUCAGGCGAUACGUUCUGCCGCUGGAUAUUCACAAGGAGGAGCAGGGCAAGAACCUGGUCUCUCUGUCCUACACCACCGCAACAGCUGUUCUUUGCAGCGACGGCACCAUCUGGCUUGAACCUGAAGUGCUCUUUUCUGGACCAAGACAAGCUUUUGAAUUUCCACAAAUCAACUACUCUCAGUGUUGUGGAAAGAAAUACUCCUUUGCCUACGGCCUCGGACUGAACCACUUCAUCCCUGACCGGAUUGUCAAGCUGAACGUGCAGACUAAAGAGACCUGGGUGUGGCAGGAGGAGGAUUGUUAUCCAUCAGAGCCGAUCUUUGUCGCCACACCUGGAGCCACACAGGAGGAUGAUGGUGUGCUCCUGAGCAUCGUGGUGAAACCGGGUACAGAGAGACCAGGAUUCCUGCUGGUUCUGGACGCCAUGAAGCUGACAGAAGUGGCCAGAGCAGAGGUCAACGCCAUCAUCCCCGUCACUUUGCACGGGUUGUACAAACCAUGACUCCAUCCAUCAUCAGGCAAUUAUCUCCGAAUUUCAUUUAGUGAAGCCAAACUGGUUUACAAAACAGCAGCAACAUUGAAUUAUCAUGAACUGGAAACAUUUAUUCAAAUUUGCAUUUAAAUGACAUUCUUAUGUCUCACAGAUUAUUAGUCGAGUUUUGGACGCAGGAGGGAGCCAUGCAUGCAUAAAGAAAUUUUUUUUAAAAUGUCAUGUUUUUAUUCCAAUAUAUGUGUGAAACAUUAUUAGUAGAAAAUAGAAACUACUCAUGAACUGAAUUGACCUUAAGCUAUUAUUUUAAAAUUAAACUAUUCAUCAUAAAUCACCAUGA